Saprolegnia diclina VS20 is the source of this 3209-nucleotide messenger RNA. RefSeq lists its product as hypothetical. The record is from RefSeq and is a predicted model, not a curated record. The transcript is spliced from 10 exons. Bases 37 to 3168 code for a protein of 1043 amino acids. Lineage: Eukaryota; Oomycota; Saprolegniomycetes; Saprolegniales; Saprolegniaceae.
ACGCCGCUAUUUAUACGCCCGUAAUCAGACAGUCCGAUGCAGGCGCCACCGAGUCUGUCGGUGCGGCCCGCGUCCUUCAACCGCAUCAAGACGAUCCUCGACAUUCGAAAUGCCAAGAAAUCCAUUGCCGACCACAUGCUCGCUAUCGCGUCAACGGGCUCGGACGGGCUCAACGUCGCACCGAUGCGCCAGCUCUCGGCGCUCAAGCUCAAACAGUCCGUCAUGAGCGUCAUGCUCGCGAAAAUGGCCAAGACGUCGUCGCUCAACAAGAGUUCGCGGCCGCUAGAGCUCCCCGGGUCGAUCGUCGAGGAGGCGCCGGCCGUCCCCGAAGCCGAGACCGUUGUCGUCGCAUCUCUCGAGGUCGAGCCCCGGAGAGCGUCCAUCAAAGAAAAGCCGCCACCCCAUGCGCCAUUGUCGCCGGAAAUGAACCCGCUUAAUUUUGAGGACAUUGCGCGGCCUGUGCCCAAGAACCCGCCCGAGUUGCUGCACCAGCCAUCCCUCAUUACGCCUAAACUCAUUGAUGCUGCCGACCACGUCGACGAAAUCCGACAGGCUGUCAUUCGGCUUGUCGCCGAAGGAGAGGUCGUCACCGCCCUCGACCCCGGCGCCAGCGUGAGCUACGAUCACCAAGGCGACCUCAAGUUUUACACGGAUGACAACCUGCAAAAACGACUCGAGCUGCGGUACCACCCGCUCUUGUGCCGUAUGACGCGCGUCUUUUGGCUCACUAUGGUCAAGCCGGACGCGGACAAAAUGGAGUUUGACGACUACCAGCGCCUCUUUUUGCGGAUUCACAAAGUGCUCAUCGAGCUCUUUGACCUCGGCGAGUCGCGGAUCAUGAUUGCCGACGACUGGAAGCGGGACAUCGACACGCAUACCAACCUCGAAUACGAGAUGUUUCAUCUCUCGCUCUUUGAGCUCAUUGACAUUUGGUGCGACUCGCUGGACGCAGACGACUACUGCAACUUGCUCUACUUGAUCUUGAACGGCAUUACCCAUCGCCAAUCGGGCUCGUUUCGUCUGCGGCGCCUCGAAGAGGUCGCGUACAUUGACGUUGCAGAGGCGGGCAGCAACAUCUCUUCGCCGCUCAUUGCAAGCUUCCUCGAUGAAGUCGAGAAGGCCCAGCUACGAAAGUACCGCAACCAAACACGAGGCGACGGUAGCGGAGCCAAACCCUCCGAUGCAACCAGUGCCGCUAGCGGGACUGCAGACGGCGCGGCCCCCGAGAGUAGUCCGGAGCAAGCGACGAUGAUCGCCUCUGCGGCAGAGGCGACAACGAUGCUGCUGGACGACGACGAGGCGCUUGCAUCGCUGCGUCCGAGGCACCACGCGGCCAUGCUCGAUGACGACGCGCCGCUGGCCAAAACGUUGCACGCAAAGCUCAAGAUGGCGUCCACAAGCGCUCCGCCCCCGGAAGAAAAGACAGCCACUAUGUACCACCCAAGCCACCCGCCGAGCUUCGACUACGAUCCCCACAUGGACCUCGGCACGACGACACCGCGGCGCGUGACGAAGCGACCCUCACAAGCCACGGGGUCAAAAGGAGCUAGCUCGUCCAAUCGACUCGCGACGUCAUCGUCGAGCCAAAAACCUAACAGUUCGACGCAAGACCGCCGACCGACGGGGUCGCAUGCCGGCACCGAUGCGACCAUCGUUGAGGACGCCAAUGAAACGCGGCGGACAUUGCGCGCUUCGUCCAGGGUGCGCUCCCCCACGCUGCGAGCAAGCACGGGCAGCACUCGGCGAAGCCUCUACGGGACCUCCGACGCGGCUGCGCACCACGGGACCUUCCGCAAUGAAACGCAAUACGAGAGAAUUGAAGGUGGUAUUCCGACAGGUGACGCAGAGUACGGCUGCAACGCCAUGGACGGACAGACCUCUGGUACGGAUGACGUCGAGAGCCCACGCGACCUCGGCGGACGACCCACUACGAGUCCACGGCUCUCGCAGUCGAAUGGUAUCGGCUCUGGCACCUCGGACUUUGGCUCGGCGGCGUCGACACCCCGGGGAGGCGGAGGGCUUCGUGGGCGUCAGCCAUCCGCAUCGCAAUCCAGCACAGACGACAACUUUCUGCUGACGGCAACGGGGCAGCGCACGAGCUUCACGCGCGGCUUGGAUCCGGCUCAUUUUCGCCCCAAAGACGAGCUCACGACGUCGACAGCGGCGCUGGACGCCACGAACCCGUUUGCUGUCAAAAGCCUCGGGCUCGGCGCGCGCAUUCAAAACGCUCUCGCAAAGUCCCCGCGGUACAUUGGCGAACCCGCCGAGGACGCGUCGGCUCUCGACUGGGCUUCGCUCGGCAUUGGUGGCGCCCGAAUCCAGCCCGUCCACGGAAAAGUGAGUCGACUCAACGCCAAGGUGCAGGCGUCGCCGCGCAUGGCCGACUUUGUCGUCGUGUCGCAGUCCGUGCACCCACCUCGGAUCCAAACCGCCCCCGAGCACGGGCAGCGGCCGCAAGUCUCGGCAGACGCCACCAGUGUAAAAUGUGAGGAAGUGCUCCAGCCCGCGUCGACGAUGGUCGUUCGAGCCAACUCGGGGCGACAUGGGCAAUUACUGUCGCGUCACGUGGCCAAGAAAGCCAACGAGAUGGCGUCGAUGAUGGUGCACGAACUAGCGUCCAAGUCCAUUCGAGGCGCGCCGACGGCCAUCGCCAAGCCGACGCCGCCUGCAAUAAAAGCUCCGCCGUCGCCCCGCGGAAACAAGGAGCCGCCGACACUGUACAAAAUCGGUGUCAAGCGGCCGCUGCCAACGGCACCGCACACGCCGUUCAAUGGAGCGCUAGAGUCGCAUGCUGCGGGGCGCCAACGCGCGAGCCGACCGAGUAUGAUGCUCUCCAACGGAGCGCCGGCACCUUCGACGCGUAUGGAGGACGACAGCAGCAAGACAGAAAUGCUCUUCCGCGUGACGGCGCUUGGCAGUCCGACAGCCAAACCGGCAUUUGCGGUGGCCGCCGACUCGAAUCUACAAGUCCUCGUGCGACAGCCCACCAAAGGCAUGCACGAUGUCUUCAAGGUCACGGGCGUUGCGCAGUCAGGUAUCAAAGUAGUGGUGAAAACGACGCCCAAGAAGACGGGAUCCCCGAUCAAACCGCCGGUCCCCCACCCCCCAAUAGUCGCGCCGGCGCCCCCCCGCCUCGGCAUUGUAUCCAAAUCGGUGCCGCGUAGAUAGGAGCAGCAAAUCGUGUCACUCGUAACCAAGCUGGCUUCAAA